AUGGAGUCGCCAUCUACUAGUGUGGACAAUGGCGAGACAAGCCAAGUAAAAUCUACGCACUCUCCCUGGAACGAGUUUCAAGAAAGCGCAUUGCGUCCCUCCAACCUGGCACAGUCACCAGUCAUGUCUCAAGAGCAGGAGCUCGCACACCAUGCGCCAGAGAUUGGAAACAUCUAUCAUGAUAUCACUUUCGAUCUCGUGCAUUUCAACGUGACUAGAGUCGCGACCCAGCGCUCCGGCAGCAACGCAGCACUGGACUUAAUUCCGGUAGAUCCUGGAACAUCGAGCUUGCGCGCAGAUAAUACCGACUCCGGACAGCGUCAACAUGGAUCUCCCUGUUUAGCGUCUUCCCUUUUCCACAGCCCAAGCCAUGUAGCUCAGCUACCAGAAGACAAUCCUUACCCACCGUCCAACGCCCGAUCUCAAACUAGAAAUGAGUCAACGAGCCCCGGCGCUAGCAUUUUUCCGUCUGUGUUUUCACCAAGUAUGGAACGGCCAAGAAGGGUGUCGAAUACAAGCAGCAAUAAUUUGUCCUCGAAUGCAGAAAGGAGGCGCCCGUCAAUUCCCAUCCCUAUCGAGAAGAGAAACGAGUUGCUUGAACUGAUCGCCGAGAUACGACCGGUGCGACCCGAUGGCAGGCUUAUCGAUCGUGAUUCACCCGAGUUUUCAUUAGAGAGAAUGCAGGCAUACUUCGAUCUAUUUCUGCAAUACUUCAAUACAUCAUAUCCAUUAUUGCACCUGCCGACGCUAGAUAUCUCCGAUAUUGACUCAAUCGCGUUAUUAUCCUUUAUAAUCAUGGGAGCCACAUAUAGGGACAAGAAUGACCAUCAAUUAUCGGUGUGCUUAUACGACGCUAUAAUCCCCUACAUUUUUGGCGGCCUCCUGAGCAACCUGGUGCCAGAUUUGGCAAUCUUACAAGGCUUUAUGGUCUUGGAGUGCUACGGCAUGUAUAGGGCCGGGCCAUUCCAGCGUGAGAAUGCCAUUCUCAUUCAUUGUCUAUUGCUGAAUGUCAUGCAGAGAGAGAUUGGUUGGAGUUCGCCUACACAGAGCAGUACAAACGGUACAGUGCCUACCCUCUCGUAUUCUAUAGCAGAAAAGGGGGCUAAUCCUUUUGGCAUUGAAAGCCUGAUCUUGUUUUUCUUCAUGUGGGACACGCAAAACGCAACUUGUUAUUCUUUGAUGCCCAACCUGUCAACGCAAUCCCUUCAGCUCGGACUUCCGUGCUCAAAUAGACUAUGGCUAGCAAACAGCCAGGACGAAUGGAAACAGCUGGUAACAGACCAGGAUGAAUCGUACACUUUUCGGAACCUGGUGGAGGAGUUCAUUGACUCGACAUAUCGGGAACUUUCGACAUCGUAUGACAUGUUAGACUUCUCAUUGGCACUGCACGGACUGAUGUCUGUCUGUAACGACAUCAUACUCUUUGACAACCGUUCUCGCUAUUUCUCCAUGUUGAAAACAAAGGAAAGCAUCUGGUCGACCAGUCGAGAACAGAUGGCCUAUGCAUUAUCGUCCUGGAAAGCCAAAUACGAGGCGUUCGCCAUGGAUGCGUUGCGCGAUAUGGAGACGGAAUCCGAGCGCAGUCAAUUCCAAAGAGACAACACGGGACUAUAUGCGCUUUACCACAUGGCUCAUAUUGUGAUAAAUUGUGAGAUUCGUCACUUGCAGACAGCCUGUGGAGCAAAGGCAAUUUUUGGUCAUACGGUGACCACAACUGAUUUCGAAGAUAGCUGCAAUUGGAUCAGAGAAUGGCUCAGAAGCUCGGCGGACUCAGCCGGGCGUGCCGCAUGGCACGCAGCACACAUGAUUCGAGAUGGAAUGCUCAACUUGAAGAACUGGGAUGUGCAUGGUGUCUUCCAUUACCCGUGGUGUCUUUACAUUGCCACUCUGACUUGUUGGGCAUUCCACCACUUUGGUGCGGAAUCGGCGGACAACGGUGCCGGCGUUAGUAGUCAGAGCAGCAUCAGCGGCAGUGGCCUUGAUAAUAGAGGCCCGAGUCGCCUCUGUGAUCACCAGUCCAGUCCAGCACAUGCAGAAGAUCUGAGAAGACGUUCAAGGGCUUCAAUGAACCACCUUGUUGCUACCAUGGCAUCAGUUACGCCGACGCGUGUGAACACCAUGAUGGGCAAAUGCUGUACGCACGGAUUGGCCAUCGAGAUGGCAAAAUACCUCCGGACUAUUCGCUGGACUGCUGCCUAUGAGGCGAUGAAAGUGCUUGAAGGGUUAUCCGGACUUCCGGCUGACGAGGGGCCUACUCCAUGA
Messenger RNA from Talaromyces atroroseus, 2262 nucleotides. RefSeq lists its product as hypothetical. The record is from RefSeq and is a predicted model, not a curated record. The transcript is spliced from 2 exons. NCBI's taxonomy places the organism in Eukaryota, Fungi, Ascomycota, Eurotiomycetes, Eurotiales, Trichocomaceae. Gene Ontology annotation, cellular component: chromatin. Gene Ontology annotation, molecular function: DNA-binding transcription factor activity, RNA polymerase II-specific; zinc ion binding; RNA polymerase II cis-regulatory region sequence-specific DNA binding. Gene Ontology annotation, biological process: DNA-templated transcription; regulation of transcription by RNA polymerase II. The coding region runs from base 1 to 2262 and encodes 753 amino acids.